AUGGCCGUCGACCAUGGCCCGCCUGCUGAGCAGCAGCAGAACGCCGCAUCUGCGAGUUACCAAGGCGGAACGACAAAGGACGUGGAGACUCUGACGAGCACGCCGACCGACCUCCGAGGCGACAUCUCCAUCGACGAGGCCGCGGAGAAGGCGCUCGUGCGCAAACUUGAUCUCUGGAUCGUCCCGCCCGUCAUGCUCCUGUACCUGCUCAGCUUUCUGGACCGCGUCAACAUCGGCAAUGCCCGCCUCUACGGGAUGGAGGAGGACCUCGGCCUGACGGGCGGCCAGUACCAGAUUGCCGUGUCGAUCCUGUUUGCGACGUACAUCGCCUCGGAGCUCCCGUCCAACCUGGUCAUCAAGCGCUUGACGCCGUCGCGCUGGCUCUGCUUCAUCACCACCGCCUGGGGCAUCGUUGCCACGCUGACGGGCAUCGUCCAGAACUUCGCCGGCCUCGUCGCCUGCCGCGUCAUCCUGGGAGCCCUCGAGGGCGGCCUGUUCCCCGGACUGGCCAUCUACCUGACCAUGUUCUACACGAAGCGCGAGCUGGCCCUGCGCCUCGGCUACCUGUUCGCGUCGUCGGCCGUCGCCGGGUCUGUCGGUGGCCUGCUAGCCUAUGGCAUCGGCCACAUGGACGGCGUCGCGGGCCUGCGCGGCUGGCGCUGGAUCAUCAUCCUCGAGGGCAUCCCCACGACCAUCCUGGGCGUAUCCAUCCUGUGGUGGCUCGCCGACACGCCCGACGUGGCCUUCUACCUCUCCCCCGCCGAGCGUGAGCUCAUGGACCGCCGCAUGCAUCGUGAGGUCGGCCGCACCAGGUCUUCCGACCUGAUGCACGAGGAAGAUGUUUACGCCGGCCUCAAGGACUGGAAGAUCUACCUCUUCUGCAUCGGCCAAUUUGGUGGCGACUUGGUCCUGUACGGCUACUCCACCUUUCUUCCCACCAUCAUAUCCGGCCUAGGUGACUGGUCUACAGCCCAGGUACAGGCCCUCACCAUCCCUUGCUACGCCCUCGGUGCCAUCAGCUUCCUUGUCGUCGCAUAUCUGUCCGAUAAGACGCAGCGUCGCGCUCCGUUCGUCGUCGGGGCCGGAAUCACCUGCGCUGUCGGCUAUGCCAUCCUCGUCAGUCCCGUCUCGGGAGGCCCGAAAUACUUUGGUUGCUUCCUCGCCGCCAUGGGCUUCUACAUCGUCGUUGGUAUCCCGCUUGCCUGGCUUUCCAACAAUAACCCCCGCUAUGGCAAGCGUGCUGUCGCUUCGGGUCUGCAGCUCACCAUUGGCAACUCGGCUGGCAUCCCAGCGCCAUUCCUCUACCCGACUGGAGACGCUCCUCGAUAUGUCAUGGGCCAUGCCAUCUCCAUGUCCCUCGUUACCAUGUCGGCCAUCAUCUACCUACUAUUCUGGGCCUUUUUCCGCAACAAGAACAAGAGAAAGAUGGAAGGAAAGGAGGACUGGAGGGUUCUAGGGAUGGCCGAGGAAGAGAUUGAAGAGAUGGGAGAGGACAACCCUCGGUUCAUGUACACGUAUUAG
Geosmithia morbida is the source of this 1521-nucleotide messenger RNA. Its product is annotated as nicotinic acid transporter. Gene Ontology annotation, cellular component: membrane. The record is from RefSeq and is a predicted model, not a curated record. Bases 1 to 1521 code for a protein of 506 amino acids. The transcript has 2 exons. Gene Ontology annotation, molecular function: transmembrane transporter activity. Gene Ontology annotation, biological process: transmembrane transport. NCBI's taxonomy places the organism in Eukaryota, Fungi, Ascomycota, Sordariomycetes, Hypocreales, Bionectriaceae.